Molecule: messenger RNA, 370 nt
Organism: Meriones unguiculatus (Mongolian gerbil)
Lineage: Eukaryota; Metazoa; Chordata; Mammalia; Rodentia; Muridae
Product: large ribosomal subunit protein eL36-like
Exons: 1
Coding region: 33-350 (105 amino acids)
Biological process (GO): cytoplasmic translation
Cellular component (GO): ribosome; cytosolic large ribosomal subunit
Molecular function (GO): structural constituent of ribosome
Source: RefSeq, a predicted model, not a curated record
CCUGUCUCGGCCGCCAUCGGAGAGCAGCAGCCAUGGCCCUGCGCUACCCCAUGGCCGUCGGCCUCAAAAAGGGCCACAAGGUGACGAAGAACGUCAGCAAGCCGAGGCACAGCCGGCGCCGCGGGCGCCUCACCAAGCACACCAAGUUCGUGCGAGACAUGAUCAGGGAGGUGUGCGGCUUCGCCCGGUACGAGCGGCGCGCCAUGGAGCUGCUCAAGGUGUCUAAGGACAAGCGCGCGCUCAAGUUCAUCAAGAAGAGGGUGGGCACGCACAUCCGCGCCAAGAGGAAGCGGGAGGAGCUGAGCAACGUGCUGGCAGCUAUGAGGAAGGCGGCGGCCAAGAAGGACUGAUGCCCCCUCCCCCAAUAAAC